Molecule: messenger RNA, 1661 nt
Organism: Galdieria sulphuraria
Lineage: Eukaryota; Rhodophyta; Bangiophyceae; Galdieriales; Galdieriaceae
Product: 2-oxoisovalerate dehydrogenase E2 component (dihydrolipoyl transacylase)
Exons: 7
Coding region: 88-1533 (481 amino acids)
Cellular component (GO): cytoplasm; mitochondrion
Molecular function (GO): lipoic acid binding; acetyltransferase activity
Source: RefSeq, a predicted model, not a curated record
UGACAAUAUGCCAAGUCGUUACAUUCAUCUGUGGACUAGUAGACUGUCUAUUGGGGAAAGGUCAUCCAAGGAAACGCCGACCGUGUUAUGUCUGUCAUAUCCAAAAACACGAUAAUUAUUCGAAACUUUUAUACUCACUUGAAAAACAUCAGACUUGCAGCAUAUGGUUUCACGUUACGCAAGCACGAUGCGUUGAACUCCCUGUCGAUUGCUUUCAAUCGAACCAACAGAACACAAGGCUUUAUGUUGGUUCCUCUUGGAAAGCAAACGCUACAGCCUUUAUCUAGUCAGGCUUCUAAAGUGGAAAAUAUGCAAAAAAUUCCUUUCCCGCUAGCUGAUAUUGGAGAAGGUAUAACAGAAGUUGAAAUACUUCGUUGGUUUGUAAAAGAUGGACAACAAGUAAAGCAAUUCGACAAAAUUUGUGAGGUACAAAGUGACAAGGCAACGGUAGAAAUAACUAGUAGAUACGAUGGAGUAGUGAGAGAUGUUCAGUACAAAGAAGGAGAUAUUGCAAAGGUUGGAAAACCAUUGUGCUUCAUUGAAAGUAUUGCUGCAGAAACUAUGAGGCAUGUCCCGGAGACUAUCGAAAUGAGUCCACUAGCAAAUAUAGAGAAAGACAAGGAAAAUGCGGAAGUAAUGAGAGAUUUUGAGAAAGUUCUAGCCACACCAGCUGUUAGAAGAAUAGCAAGAGAACACAAGAUUGAUCUUUCCAAAGUUCCAGGAAGUGGCAGUAAUGGUCGUGUCUUGAAAGAAGAUAUUUUAGCUUACAUUGAAAAGCAACAAGUACCGUUAAAAGAAGAAUCUAGCUCUGGUGUUUCUUCUCAGGAAGAACAACGACGAAUAGAACCCAUUCGAGGUCUUCGAAGAGCAAUGACCAAAACAAUGACUGCCUCGCUAUCAGUGCCUCAACUGACUCUGGGUGAAGAAGUUGUCAUGGAUCGACUCAUAGAUAUUCGAAGUGGAUUAAAAUCAACUGCAGAGAAAUUGGGUGUUCGUCUUACGUAUAUGCCAUUCUUCAUCAAAGCAACUUCAUAUUGUUUGAGUCGUUUUCCUAUCUUAAAUUCAAGUGUGGACGCAAAUUGUGAAAAUAUUAUUUAUCAUCGUCAUCACAAUAUUUCCAUUGCAAUGGAUACUCCUGUGGGUCUUACGGUCCCGAAUAUCAAAUAUGUAGAUCAAAAGUCCAUUCUAGAAGUAGCAAAGGACUUGCAAGUAUUAAUGGACUUGGCAGAAGCUGGACGUCUUGGUGAAGAGCAACUAAAGGAUGGUACUUUUAGUAUUUCCAACGUAGGAGUUAUUAGUGGGACAUAUACAGCUCCCGUAGUAUUCGUUCCGCAAGUUGCCAUUGGAGCAUUUGGAAGAACAAGAAUGAUACCUGUAGUGGAUUCGAAUGGACAUGUCAAAACUGCUCAUGUUAUUACUGUUUCGUGGUCAGCUGACCAUAGAAUCAUAGACGGUGCAACUAUUGCAAGGUUUUCUAAACUGUGGAAAUCCUGCAUUGAAGAACCCGAACAACUGUUAUUAUACUUUAAAUAAAUUGCAUUAGAGUCGUCACAGAAGCCUAUUGUAUGCGAUAGAGUUGAUUCUGCUUCGUAUGUUAUGCGUUAUCAUAUACUGAAUCAUGUAGAAACAGAUGCUGUUGUCUUAGAUUUUUUAAAAAUGUA